Messenger RNA from Nilaparvata lugens (brown planthopper), 10097 nucleotides. Its product is annotated as ankyrin-3. Lineage: Eukaryota; Metazoa; Arthropoda; Insecta; Hemiptera; Delphacidae. Bases 131 to 3592 code for a protein of 1153 amino acids. The record is from RefSeq and is a predicted model, not a curated record. The transcript is spliced from 22 exons. Gene Ontology annotation, molecular function: protein binding.
UCCGGUUUUGAUUUUCGAAACGCGCGCGCGAUCCGUCGUCUUGUAUCCGUUGUGCCCAAUCGCGUAUCAGAGAGAGAACAACAUCAGACUAGAGGAAAAACAGAGAGCAUCGCAUUUUCGCAGUGACGUCAUGGUCACAGAGACCACGAGCCAGUCUGACGGGAACACGUCGUUCCUGCGGGCGGCGAGGGCUGGUCAUCUGGACAAGGUGCUCGAUCAACUCGAUAAGAACAAUGUCGAUAUAAAUACGUCCAAUGCGAAUGGUCUGAAUGCAUUGCACCUUGCUUCCAAAGAUGGUCACGUCCACGUGGUCACAGAACUGCUCAAAAGAGGUGCGAAUGUGGACUCCGCCACCAAAAAAGGAAAUACAGCACUACACAUUGCCUCGUUGGCCGGACAGGAGGAUGUGGUACGACUCCUUGUCGACAACGGGGCAUCCGUCAAUGUACAAAGCCAGAAUGGCUUCACACCACUAUACAUGGCCGCACAAGAGAACCACGAUAAUGUAGUCAAGUUUUUACUUGCCAGUGGCGCGAAUCAAAGCCUAGCGACCGAGGAUGGAUUCACCCCACUGGCCGUAGCUAUGCAACAAGGUCAUGAUAAGAUAGUGGCCGUCCUUCUUGAAAAUGACUCCAGAGGUAAAGUUCGCCUUCCAGCCCUUCACAUUGCUGCCAAAAAGGAUGACUGCAAGGCGGCAGCCCUCCUAUUACAGAAUGAACAUAAUCCCGAUGUUACGUCCAAAAGUGGGUUCACCCCACUGCACAUAGCUUCACAUUAUGGCAAUGAAGGAAUAGCUAACCUUCUUCUCACCAAGGGUGCAGAUGUCAACUAUUCCGCUAAACACAACAUAACUCCACUGCAUGUGGCCGCGAAAUGGGGCAAAAGCAAUAUGGUGUCGCUGCUGCUGGAGAAAGGCGCCAACAUCGAGUCGAAGACACGUGACGGCCUGACUCCACUGCACUGCGCUGCGAGGUCCGGCCACGAACAGGUGGUUGACAUGCUGCUGGAGAGGGGCGCGCCCAUCAGCUCCAAAACUAAGAACGGGCUGGCACCACUUCACAUGUCAUCGCAAGGCGACCACGUGGACGCAGCUCGCAUCCUGCUCUACCACCGGGCGCCGGUCGACGAGGUGACGGUCGACUACCUGACCGCCCUCCACGUGGCCGCCCACUGCGGGCAUGCGCGCGUCGCCAAGCUGCUGCUCGACCGCAAGGCAGACCCCAAUGCGCGUGCGCUCAACGGGUUCACUCCCCUCCACAUCGCCUGCAAGAAGAACCGCAUCAAGGUUGUCGAACUCCUGUUGAAGCAUGGCGCUUCCAUCGAGGCCACCACCGAGUCUGGUCUCACCCCACUACACGUUGCAAGCUUCAUGGGCUGCAUGAACAUUGUGAUAUAUCUACUGCAAAACGAAGCCAAUCCAGAUGUGCCGACAGUGAGAGGAGAAACUCCACUGCAUCUUGCUGCUCGUGCCAAUCAGACCGACAUUAUCAGGAUACUACUCAGGAAUGGAGCACAGGUCGAUGCUAGAGCCAGGGAACAACAAACUCCCCUCCAUAUUGCCGCCCGACUCGGCAAUUUCGACAUUGUGACACUGUUGCUACAGCAUGGAGCCGCCGUGGACUCCACCACCAAGGACCUGUACACUGCCCUCCACAUCGCCACCAAGGAGGGGCAAGACGAGGUUGCAUCUGUCCUUAUCGAGCAUGCAGCCUCUCUCACCGCCACCACUAAGAAAGGCUUCACUCCACUUCAUCUGGCUGCCAAAUAUGGAAACAUCAAAGUUGCCAGGCUGCUCCUGCAGCGAGAUGCACCGGUUGACGCACAGGGAAAGAACGGUGUGACUCCACUACAUGUGGCCUCUCACUAUGACCACCAGAAUGUGGCUCUGCUGCUGCUGGAGAAGGGAGCAUCGCCGCAUGCCACCGCCAAGAACGGACACACGCCUCUCCACAUUGCUGCCAAAAAGAAUCAAAUGGACAUUGCUACAACACUUCUUGAGUAUGGAGCGAAGUCGAAUUCAGAAUCGAAAGCUGGAUUCACACCAUUGCAUCUGUCGUCCCAAGAAGGCCAUACUGACAUGUCAUCUCUACUCAUCGAUCACUCUGCUGACACCAAUAAAGAAGCUAAGAACGGCCUGACUCCACUGCAUCUGUGCGCCCAGGAAGACAGGGUUGAUGUUGCUGCAGUCCUAGUCGAGAAUGGAGCCAAAGUCGACUCCACAACAAAGGCCGGUUACACGCCGCUACACGUGGCAUCCCACUUCGGGCAGCUGAACAUGGUUCGCUUCCUGGUGCAACAGCAGAGCGACGUAGGAGCUACCACAGCAGUCGGCUACACGCCGCUGCAUCAGGCCGCUCAGCAGGGCCACGCCACCAUAGUCAGCCAUCUGCUCGACAACGGAGCACCGCCCAAUGAGAAGACCAACCAAGGACAGACCGCUCUUUCGAUUGCCCAGAAACUGGGCUACAUCAGUGUCGUUGAGGCAUUGAAAGGUGUAACAGAGCCUUCCACCAUCACCGCCAUUGGAUCCGAGGAGAAAUACAAAGUGGUCUCCCCGGAAACAAUGCAGGAAACAUUCAUGUCCGAUUCAGAAGACGAAGGAGGUGAAGAUACAUUGUUGAGUGAGCAGCCUUACAGAUAUCUGACUGUAGACGAAAUGAAAAGUCUGGGUGAUGAUUCGUUGCCCAUUGAUGUUACUCGUGAUGAAAGAUUUGACUCUAAUCGCGAGUGCAUGUCAGUGCCUCCCACUGCCGUUGAUGACACAAUCAGCCCUCAACACCUGAAGGAGAAUUACAACCAAUUCAUAACUCCAGAUAACGUUGAUAUCGCCAAACAUCCUCUUCAUGUUGGGAAACUACAAUGGCGAAAUUUCCUGGUGAGCUUCCUGGUGGACGCACGGGGCGGGGCGAUGCGCGGUUGCCGACACUCGGGCGUGCGUGUGAUUGUGCCUCCGCGCCGCGCCGCCAUGCCGAUGCGUGUCACGUGCCGCUACCUCAAGCGGGACAAACUACCGCAUCCGCCUUUAAUUAAUCGGCUUUACAAGCAAAACCUUAUUGGAGUAAACGUUUUUUCAACUGAUCCAAUAUUCCUAAUCCCGGUAAAAUUCUGUUGCAGACCUGUAAUGAUUGAAGUUCCUCACUUUGGGUCUCUGAGAGGAAAGGAGAGGGAAAUCGUGAUUCUGCGCUCGGACAAUGGUGAGACGUGGAGGGAGCACACUGUUGAAGCAACCGAUGAAGCUGUUCAGGACGUACUGAGUCACAGCUUCGAGAAAGAAGAAAUGGUGCAGGCGCAAGCAGAGGAGGGCAGCAGCCGCACAACACGCAUCCUGACGACCGACUUCCCGCACUACUUUGCCGUUGUGUCGCGCGUGCGCCAGGAGGUGCACGCCAUUGGCCCCGAGGGCGGCAUGGUGUCCUCCAGCGUCGUACCGCAAGUGCAAGCGGUCUUCCCGCAGGGCGCGCUCACCAAGAAGAUCAAAGUCGGACUUCAGGUAAACUUGUUCAAGCCGAGGAAAAACGCAACCCCUGCCGCGCUUAAAAAGAUCACUGUCAAUCAUGUGCCAAAGAAGAAACGGUUCUCGCUUGUUUGGUAAGUGGUCCCCCAUUCCCCAAUCAACAAGGACAGCGACUUCACUCUCUUCUCCUUCUUCUCCUUUACGCGUCAGUCUAGUCUUUCGAUAAUAGCCUUGCCACUAUAUAGUCCAAAAAUAUUUGGGGUAUUCACGACAUUCUGAUAGCCAUCUGAAGCCUGAAUGCAGAAGUUCGGUUUACACGGAGAAAUGUCAGCUGCUCGUUUAAACCCCGAAUGAAACACAUUAUGAUGAAUGCAACCAUAUCCACAAGUAAACAUGGUUUAUCGUUAAACGUAGAUGGUGCAUAUGACCCUAAGUCAAGUUACACACAUAUCGAUUUUUGGACGUACGAUUUUUUGCUGCCCUUAUAAACUCUAUUAGAUUAAACAGGUGAUGUUUAACAAGCUCCGUUUAAUCUGUUGAGCCCCGCAUACACACAUCGAUUUUUGUUCAUACGAUAUUUUACCGUCCUUAUGAAUUUUAUUAGAUUAAACGGAACUUGACAAACAUAAUCUGUUUGAAAUCAUCUGUUUGAUCUAAUAGAAUUUAUAAGGACGGCAAAAUACCGUACGAACAAAAAUCAAUGUGUGUGUGCAGGGCUGCACACAGGGCUUUAGAAUUCAUAAGGAAGGCAAAAAAUCGAACGUACGAAAAUCGAUGUGAGUUUAAAUGGCUCAACACACACGUCGAUUUCUGGGCGUACGAUCUUUUGUCGUCCUUAUAAAUACUAUUAGAUUAAAAAUGAUUUGGCAAACAGGUGAUGUGUUCAUGUGUUUGCCAAGUUCAGUUUAAUCUGGUAGAUUUCAUAAGGACUGCAAAAAAUCGAACGUCCAAAAAUCGAUUUGUGGGCAACUGGCUUAAGUCGAACAAUUUGCUAAUUUGAAGCAAACAGCAAGAGUUAGCGAAUAGCUCAUCUAAACCCAAGAUCGUGAAUACCCCUAUUAUAGACAGUAGAUUUACGGAAUGAAAUAGUUUGCGCUGUAGUUGAAGAGUUAUAAGAAUAUAGUUUGUAGAUUUUGAAAGUAGGUCAUAUUUUUCCGAGUAUUCUAAAAUAAUAUAAAAAAGAGAUUAUGGAGUAAUUCUAAUCAUAAUUUUAUCAUAUAGUAUUCAUUUCUCCAUCCAACUAGGAUAAUCUGAUUAUUCAAAUCGAUGGAGUGAUUUAUUUUCCAUUCAUAAUUAUGUAUAGAACACACAGAAAUGCGUUUGAAAUUCCUCGAAACAAGAUAAUAAAUUAACAUAGAAUAAAGUUAUAUAAAAUGAUAUAGCCUACUAACAUAUUAUUCUCCAUCAGUAGAGUAAAAAGUAAAUUACGGAAUAAUUUUAUCAUAUAGAAUCACUAGCGCCCUACAAUUUUAUUUGAUGGCACAACCGGUUCAUCACAUUAUCAUGUGUCCAAAAACUAUCAAGUGGUCCUCUAAAAAUAAAUAUAAAAUAAAGAUCAAUAUUAUAAUGAUGCUACAAUUAUGUGAGAUAUAUCUUCUUUUAUCAACUAGGCCAUCAACACAAACCUACAUUGAAAUCUGCCUAACCAAAUCCAAACCUAUUUAUGGUAUAAAACAGUUAACUGGCAAUACAUGAUUAUUCACUUAUGAAAAUUCACAUGGAAAUAAAAAGAUGAAACCGGAAUGGUUAAGAACUAUUUCUUGAGGCGCCAACAAAAUUUAAUCAGAAUUUUAGAUGGAUUAAAAUAAUGAUGAAGAAAUAUGUUUAUAAACUCUCUACAUUAAAAUCAAAUUUGAUUUAUUGUACCCAAUGAAAUAAGAAUAUUAUUUAUUUUAUCAGUUAUAAGCUCUUAUAACAGACUGAAUGAAUCCUAUUCUUAGAGGAGGUGCAACUAGGACUAUCCACCAAGAUGUUUCUAUUAAACAAGUUUUCUUACCGCCCUAAAUUCAAUUUAGGGGUGUCAUAGGUAAGCAAACUUUAAAUAAUGAAAAUUGGUUACGCCAUCAAAAAGGAAUAAAGUGUUUGAUUAUCCAUUCAUAUGAACGCUUUUAGUGAAUUUUGUAAUGAAGAUCAAGAUUAAGUGGAGAUUCAAAUAAAUUAUCGGAAAAGCAAUAAUUUGGGUUGUUAUAAAUUCGUGUUGGUUGUUUGAAAAUUAUAUAUUAGAGUAACUCUAAAAGAAUAAUUAUUGGUUUGUACUUGUUGCUAUUGUACUUUAAAACAUUUGACGUAGUUCAGUAUGAGUAGCCAAAAAAUAGAGCAAGUAUCACUACUCUCGAGAUAUGACUUUCAAUAUUGUAAUUAAAUUAUCAUCCCAGUUCUCGUAGUCAUAAAGUAAUUUAUUAUAUUUAGUCGUUUUUAAAUACUGAAGUGUUAGGUCUAAAAUAUCAUAUAUUUUUGUUGCUUGUUCAGCGAAUUCACAUAAUAUUCUAUCCUAUAUUUGUUGCGAAUCACGACUAGUAUAACUUAUUCACCAAGUGAUCUAUUUGUAGUCCUCAAAUUUAAAACUAACUCCAAACUAUAAUUUAUUCUUUUGGUUCAUUCUUGAACAUUUUCAAACGAUAGCCAUUGGCAAACAGAUUGAUCAGUUACAGUAUUAAUGACUUCUCUCUUUUAGUUCCAUUUUUUUCAAAUUUCAAUACUAUUCUUCUCCACAAAUUUAUCCAGUCGACUUGACUGGAGAAGAAAAACUCACCAUUAAUGAUAUUGUAUUACUCAUCUAUUACCAAUAAACUUAUGAUUUCCGUGUAGUGAAAUGUGGCACUCGGUAUAUUUUCAUAAUAUACAUUUUCAUACUAUAAAAAUUCUUCCUUUAUAGUAGAUAAAGACAUUAUCCCACCGUAUCCCAUUCCAUAAGGCCUUGUUCAUAGAAAUGUUUUCAAAAAUUCAGCAAGUGGUUGACAUCUUCUCGGCUCUGUCUGACUAUUUAGGUUGAAUCCUGUCACUUAUGAGAGCAAGAUAGAUAACUGGUGUUGGUGCCCUUGUAGAUUUUCUAUCCUUUCAUUCUUUCGUAUUUUGUGUUUGGUAGAUUUGUCGGGGAAUAUUGUUGGUUGUAGAUUGCUUGCAUGGUGCAGGGAAAACUAUUGGUGUUUGCAUGUUUUCUUUUCUAUUUGUGUUGGUUGUCCAUUUAAUAGAUGUUAUGACUUGACAUUCAUAAGAAAAAUUCAUAUCAACUCCGCUCAGAUUAAUUUACAUAGAUUACUUUCAACAAUAAGGAAUUGUAUCAUGAUUCAAAAGUAAACUAUCAUAUGUAUUCCAUUGUUUAUAAUUUAAGUAAACUUAAGUACAAAUGCGAUCCAAUCAAGAACUAAUAGCAUAAAGGCUCAUUGUUUGUAGUAAAAGAACAUUGUUUGGUUUAUUGAAUAGGUUUUUAGUUAGUGAUUAGCUUUACUAAUUCAACUUAAUGGAUAUUUUAUCAAUAUUAUCUUUUUAGAAGUCUAUAGUAAAUUAUGUUUUGAUGUCAAAUAGUAAUCGGUUGAUUUCUAGGUUUAUCCCUUUCGAUUGUUGAACAAUCUUGUCCUUUCGUUUGAACAAUCUCGUUUCCAAAGCUAUAAGUUACAAACUCAUUUACCUUCGUCUAAUCACAUUUGACUGAAGCUAUCCAAUACUAUCAGAAAUUGUAUAUCAAACAUGGUACUGAUACUAUCAAUAUGUUAAAUUGAUCUAAGAUCUUCGGAUUGAACAAUCAUUAGCAGGCUGACAUAGUAAGUGAUAGUUUGUACUCUCUGAACUGUAAACCAGUGAAGAUUAGAUUCAAUCAUUAAAGCUACCAACGUGUUUUUAGCAUUCUAUAGUAGAAAUUCAUGUAUGAAUCCCUUCGUCUUUACCAUAAAGGGAAUUUAUAAAAUAAUUUACAUGUAUUGUGUUUCUCCAGUAUCAAAUUAUUGAGAACUAGACCGCUAUCUUGGUUUGUAGAUACGAUUAUCAUAGUUUCAAACUUAUUCGUCUAAGAAUAAAUGAUGACGCUCAAUAAACAUAAAUUGAUUGAUAAUAUUUAGUCAAUUCCAUUUAACUUCAUAUUUUUAGAGGUUCAAGCUCUUUCUCUCCUUCCAUUCUCUAUCAAUGAAUUGGAUUUUAUUCAGAACAUUUUUUUCUGGUCUUCCAAAAUUUGAAGUCGAGUAAUAUUGUCCAUUUAUUGUGUUCAAAUAUCUAGUCAGUUUGCUUUCGAGCCUCUGCAGAGCUCCUUUACAUUCCUGAAGUCUUCUCUAAAUAAGUUUAAUUCGGAUUUACCGAUCAUGUGCCAAAUGUCAUUGUUAUAAAUUUGAGAGCAGCCGUUGGUUAAAAUUUGUUACAUAGAACUUAGAAUUUACAUUAUUCUAGAUCCAAACUGAAACAAAUAAGUAUUAAAUAGAAAUUGUGAACCAUAUUUUGGAAUAUUAAUUGCCAGUAUUAAAUGCAUUAAUGCAUAUAUGUCCAGCUCAUCGUAAUAUCAAUAUUUUGUUAUAGGGUUAAAUUUAUCGAUUUUUGAACUUCAAUAUUUUACAAACACAUUUCAAAGAAUUUGGUUGUAGAGUCCAUGCUUUCUUUGAUAACUCUGACACUGUGAGUGAUUUUACAGCCUCAAUGAUCCUUUCUAAUGAUUUAAUAACGUCUCAGAUUGUACAUUAGUCUUUAAAUUUUCAUUAGCAUGGAAAUAUAAAAAUAUUGAUUGUAAAACUGUCCGUGAUUUUCAAUUCAUGUUCAAUUUGUAAAUCCUCACCCGAUUUUAAAUGUACUGUUGAUAUGGAACAUUACUCAUAAAAGCUGUUCCUGUUGCCACCUUUAAAUAGUAAUGAUCACUUCUAAUUUCAAGUUCAAAAAUGAAGAUUGAAAUGCUCACUGUUAUUGCGAUAUUGCUUUCAUUUGGUUUGACAUAUUAAGUUUUUAUCAACGUUAUAUAUUUCCAUGCAGAAAUUUUUGAAAAGCUAAUUUUUAGUAGUUGAUAUAAUCAUGCAAUAAAUUGUGGUAGAGUCAUGGUGAGAGCCUUCAAGCAAAAAAUAAAUGUAAAUAUACGGUCACUUACAAAGCUGAGAUCUUUCAAUAUCUUGUACUCGCUAGAACAACACCAGUUUGAUAGUUAUAGAUUAUCAUAUUAUCUCACUCACACAAUAAUACCUAAUCAUUCUCCAAUAAUUCAUUUCUUAAUAACAUUGGUUAUUCAUGCCGUAUGUUGGAAAUUUAGCUUCUAAAUUUUCUUUCAGUAUGUGCAGGUUCAGCUAUUCUUAUUAAUAGAACAAUAUUGCACACAAUUUCUUCAAAAUAUUAUUCCUUUCCAAAUGCUUAUAAAUCGUACAAUCAACUUAAAAAACUGUAGAUCGCUAGUUCAAAUAACAUUUUUAAAACUAGUAUUGCGAUACAAUAAAAGUAUAUUUAAAAUAUUAUCAACAACACUGAAAUACUAUUAAGGUAACGAUGUACCUAGAUUGCUUUGAAGUUAGAAUUACAAACUUGGUUAUGUUAAGAUCGUUCCAAAACAUUACAUUUACCGAAUAAUAUUGAAAAAUGAAUCUAUAACUUAGUAUAUCUUGGUAUAUUGUCAUUGUAUUAAUUCUACUGUGCUUCAUUCAUGUUAAUAUCAUGCAUUCGACUUUUCGGGGGCCUGUUUUUCAACAAAAUUCAACCUCAGUCUUGAAUGUAAUCGGAGAAAAUGUAUUUGCAUUUUGUUUUGAAAUAAUCAUCGAAAUCCGGAAUUACAUAAAGCUAUUGGAAUGUUUUUUAUUGUCCAAAAAAAUUAAUUAUUCUAUUGCGUACUUCUAUUCUGACUAUGUGGAUUAUUGAAAUUCCACUUUACAAUUUCACUUUACCUCAAAUUUCACUUUGAGGUAGGGAUUGAACAUCAAGAGUUGGUGUAGAAGUAAACCCAGAACCGAUGUCAUAAGUGUGCGAUCACACUAAAUAAGCACAGAAAGCCAUCUAUUAAAACUAUAGUAUAGUUUUUGCCUAGUGUUUGAAUAUUUCAGUGUCAGUUUUUAUCGUUUUAUCAAGAGGCAAAUUUUCAAGAUUCAUAACUUUUCACGGGCUCUCAGGUUCUGCUUAACGAGAAGGAUGUUGGCCCAUUUUUUGAAAUCCCUUAUUCCUUUUUCGCUCACCUCUCUUGAAUUCAUUUUUAAAUCCAUAAUAAUAAUUAUUGGUAAAGCUAUUGAUGAAAAAUAGUAACAUUGCAAUAGCUUGAAUCGGGUUCAAAAGUCGAAUGCUCUGAUUUAUCAAGUUCAAGGAUAAAGAUUUACAAAUUUUGUGCUUACUGGUUUUAUUGGACACUUGCUUGUAUUCAAUACUCAAUCCAUUAAUUAAUAAGUCUUCCAAAUAAAUGGUUAUUGAUUGUAUAUUCUUAGAGAUUAUGUAGUUAACAGUCUUCAUUUAUCAUUAAUUGCUUGUUCAAGGAAAUAUUGUCAUUUCAUCAAUUUUUCUAGUUGCCUGCUUGGUUGGAUUCGUAUAGAUUAAGCAUAUUGUUAUGCGGUGUUGGACUGUAUUAUAAUUAUUUAUGGAAUAACACUGGACACUUUCAACUAACCAUGAUACAGAAACAUCACUGGUUGCUUUCUGCACUAACCUUAUGUGUAAAGCAUCUUGUAUGAUAUGAGUGCCCAAUAAAUUUGGUUGAACAAAA